Messenger RNA from Exophiala bonariae, 531 nucleotides. RefSeq lists its product as uncharacterized. The transcript is spliced from 2 exons. The coding region runs from base 1 to 531 and encodes 176 amino acids. The record is from RefSeq and is a predicted model, not a curated record. Lineage: Eukaryota; Fungi; Ascomycota; Eurotiomycetes; Chaetothyriales; Herpotrichiellaceae.
AUGGAGCAUGUCCAACAGGGUUUCCACGUUCUCGAACAUGGUCUCCACGAACUAGAGGAAGGCUUUGAAGAGUGGGAGCAGGACCAGGAUCAGGAUCAUCAUGGUGAUGAAGAGGACGAUGACGAAUACGGCCAUGGUCAACACGGUGAACAUGGUGAACAUGGUGAACAUGGUGAACACGGUGGUCAAGGUGAACACGGUGAUGAUUAUGAUGAUUAUGAUGAUGGCGAGCAUGGUGGACACGGUGAUGAUGAUCAGGGCUGGAAUGAUGGUUCAGACCUCCAGAAACAUGGCCAGAACCAUAAUCAAUGCCAAUCACACGAUCCACAUAACGAAGGUCAGCAUGGCAAUCCAAAUGCACAGCAUGGCGACGGUGAAGAUGAGGAUUGGGACGAUCAAGGAGGUUAUGGAUCUCAUGGAAAUGAAUAUGGUGGGCACGAGCAUAAUCACCAGGGCCAUGAUGGCAAUGGCGAGCAUGGUGGACAAGGAAUGCACGGCCGACACGCGAUGCAGAUUGGGCAGGAAUGCUAA